ACUACCAGGCUUUUCUCCAUACAGGUCCUUUUAAGAGCUCUCCAGGCCUUUUCCCAGGGAAACUUCUCUGGCCAGCACGCGUGCAAAUUAGGAGUGAUGUUCCUGAGGGUUCUUGGCUGCCAUGAGCCAACGGCUACCUCCUGUGGCUAUUGGACUUUAGUGCCCUAAUUCUUCCUUAUUUUAUGCUACCAUAAAAAGAGUUCUGCUUGCUCCACUCUGGCCCUGAUUACUUAACAUCACCCAGUCAUAUCACCUGGACUGCCCUUGUGGGCAGAGCCGGAAGUUCCUGCAAGCCCUUGUGGGGUGCUCCAUCCUGAACUCUGGCUGUCUUGGAGCCUGCCCUGGAACCACCAGGAAGUCAGCAGCAUGGAGCCGGUCAAGGACACCUCCCGCCCCCCACUGGCUUAUGUGAAGGGGGUCCCGCUCAUCAAGUACUUCAAAGAGGCCAUAGAGCCUCUGCAGAGCUUCCAGGCCCUGCCCGAUGACCUGCUCAUCAGCACCUACCCCAAGUCGGGCACCACGUGGGUGAGUGAGAUGCUGGACAUGAUCUACCAGGGUGGUGACCUAGAGAAGUGUCGCCGAGCCCCCAUCUACAUACGGGUGCCUUUCCUGGAGAUCAGACAUCCAGGGGUUCUCUCAGGGCUGGAGACUUUGAAAGACACCCCCUCGCCAAGGCUGCUCAAGACGCACCUGCCUGUGGCCCUGCUCCCCCAGUCUCUGUGGGAUCAGAAGGUGAAGGUGGUCUACCUUGCCCGCAAUGCGAAGGAUGUGGUGGUCUCCUAUUACAACUUCUACCAAAUGGCCAAGAUGCACCCUGAUCCGGGCACCUGGGACAACUUUCUGGAGGACUUUAUGGCUGGGAAAGUGUCCUACGGGUCCUGGUACCAGCACGUGCAGGAGUGGUGGGAGCUGAGCCACACCCAUCCUGUCCUCUACCUCUUCUACGAGGACAUGAAGGAGAACCCCAAAAGGGAGCUGCAGAAGAUCCUGGAGUUCGUGGGGCGCUCCCUGCCCGAGGAGACCAUGGAUCUCAUCAUCCAGCACACGUCCUUCAAGGAGAUGAAGAAGAACCCCAUGACCAACUACACCAGCAUACCCACUGAGGUCAUGGACCACACCGUUUCCCCCUUCAUGAGGAAAGGCACUGUGGGGGACUGGAAAAACACCUUCACUGUGGCCCAGAAUGAGCGCUUUGAUGCCCACUACGCAGAGAGGAUGGCGGGCUGCAGCCUGCGCUUUAAGUGGCAGCCUGAAGUGGCGACACGGGUCCUCUGAGUGCUCACAGGAGCCUCCUGUCCAGCUCAGUUUACAGCUCGGGGCCUGGCUGGCACGUGGGAGGUCCUAAGUAGAUUCCAAGUUAAAAAAAAAAAAAAAAAAGAAAGAAAAAGCCAGCGCUGAAACAGCUGCUACACAUACAACCCCAAAGCAAGGUCAUUAUAAUCAAAGCACUAGCCCUUGCCGCUUUUGCUGUUUUCUGCCACCUGGAAUGGUCGUCCCUCUGUCUUGGAGCCAGCUGGUUAUGGACGGAACCAUUUACAGACUACGAGCUCAAUAAGCCUUCAUCCUUUCAAAACCCAAAUCAAAUCAAAUCCACUAAAGGAAAUUGGAAUGAUGUUCCCUGCUCUAAACCCCCACUGUCCUCAAACAAGAAGAGCUAAAUUCCAGGUGGGAAGGGACAAUCACAUGCACAGAAUUGUCACUAGGAUAAUCUGUAUAGGUAGAAGGGAAAAAAUGUCGCAGCAAGUUAGAACCCGAAUAUGGUAAUGGGACUGGCACCCCUUGGGGAGGUGUGAUGGGAAAGAGGGCGAGAGGCCAGGGCUCUGCCUGCCUCGAAGAUGCCCUCCGAGCUGCACACCUUUGCCUUCUUGCGGGUCAUCUUUGGAUUCCUAUCCUCACGGGCUUGCCCUCUCUGAUCCAGCAGAGAAAUAAAAGCCUCAUUCCCACACCAA
This is a messenger RNA of Octodon degus (degu), 1949 nucleotides long. Its product is annotated as sulfotransferase 1A1. Gene Ontology annotation, biological process: sulfation. Bases 367 to 1275 code for a protein of 302 amino acids. The transcript has 8 exons. Gene Ontology annotation, molecular function: sulfotransferase activity. The record is from RefSeq and is a predicted model, not a curated record. Gene Ontology annotation, cellular component: cytoplasm. NCBI's taxonomy places the organism in Eukaryota, Metazoa, Chordata, Mammalia, Rodentia, Octodontidae.